AGAGCCUUGUUGGUCCUUCUCGGCUGCCGUAGUAGAUAGAUACCGUCGCUAGCGUUUUGCAAACAGACGCAUAUUGGAACAGACAGUACUUUGCAGGAUCCUCGUUAUAGUUGUGCUUGUCAGCUGGUUUAAUGGCGCGUUUUAAAGAUUCCCCGUGGAGAUAAAUGAGAUGACAGGUCAGUAGCAUGAGACGAGUGGCUGCAGGAUUCCAGGCUUUGACCAACUGACCGAAGCAGACGCAGACGCCUGCAGCCUCCAGACCAGCACGUCUCCCCCCUCAGGUGCGUGACCGCCCCCAGGACAGGUGAGGGGGCGGGUGCACAUGCAGAGUGACGGAGCGGAAGCCUCAGGUGUUUGCGGUCAAGCGUGAGGAGGUGCGGCGUAACCACGAGGGCGGUAGCGACGCCCGGCAGCAACCAGGACGCGGACGCAGCCGGGAGAACAUGGGAGCCGUGAUGGGGCCCGUGUUGCUAUGGCUGCAGGACGUCACCGCGGUGACGCUGCUGAGGGCCCGGCGCACGCUGCUGCAGGUUGCCGUGGUGAUGCUGGUCCUGCUGCUGCUCCUGUGGGUCUCCAUCUUCCUCUACGGCAGCUUCUACUACUCCUACAUGCCCUCCGUCAGCUAUGCUACACCUGUGCACCUCUACUACAGGACUGACUGUGACUCCUCUGAGGCCGGCCUCUGCUCCUUCCCCAUGGCCAACAUCUCUCUGCUGAAGAAUGGCAGAGAUCAGGUGAUGGUGCCUGGUCAGCCGUAUCGGGUGUCUCUGGAGCUGGAGCUGCCGGAGUCUCCGGUGAAUGAGGCGCUGGGCAUGUUCAUGGUCAAGAUGUCCUGCUACAGCCGAGAUGGACACACCACCGCUGCCGUCGCCCGCUCCGCCAUGCUGCACUUCCGCUCCUCCCUGCUGCAGACGCUGAGCACGCUGGUCUUCUCUCCGCUGCUGCUCUCCGGCGUCUACGAGCAGAAGCAGCUCCUGGAGGUCGAGCUCUUCGCAGACUACAAAGACAACUCGUACCAGCCUGCGGUGGGGGCAGUGAUUGAGGUCCAGUCUCGGCGGGUGCAGGUGUACUCUGCCCAGCUCAGGAUCCAUGCCUACUUCACUGGCAUCAGGUACGUGCUGUAUAACUUCCCGCUGGGCUCGGCGGUGGUGGGCGUGAGCAGCAACUUCCUGUUCCUCAGCGUGGUGGUGCUGUUCGGAUACCUGCAGGUCAUCUGGGGCGGCCUCUGGCCCCCGGAGCAGGUGCGCGUCAGGGUGAUGAUGGGAGAUACGACUCGACUGCAGCAGAGGAGAGAAGAGGCUCGCAAACGCAUGUCAGCAACCAGCCAGCAGAUGAAGAGGCCUGCCACUGAAAGGGAGCCCUCUAGUGGUACUACACAGGAGCUGCAGCCCCUCAGCAGCACACUGAAGAAGGGUGAACUAGAAACUGCAGAGAUCGGCUCUUUAAAUGAAACUGAUGUGCCACAAGACAACAAUACAGACUGCUCGUCUGAGGAGCCGGUGUUGCUGGAGGCUCCCAAGGUGUCGGAGUCGGAUCCCCCCACAGCUGCUGAGGAAACCCCCCCUCACACACAACACACACUCAGCAGUGACUGCAGCCUGAGGCAGAGACGCUGAUACAUCACACACACACACACACACACACACACACACACACACACACACACACACACACACACACACACACACUCACACAACACACUCAGCAGCGACUGCAGCCUGAGGCAGAGACGCUGACACGUCACACACACAAACACACACACACACACACACACACACACACACACAACAGUAGGUAACAGCCGCUGCAGUUACCUACUUACACACACACACACACACACACACACACUUAAUAUAUUCACAAGGAUCAAAAAGUCUUAGUUUUACUGCACAGUUAAAUAACUGAUGGAACUUUCUUAGUUACACACACACGCUAAUAUAUUCACAAGGACCAACAAGUCUUAGUUUUACUGCACAGUUAAGUAGCCUAUGGAGCUUUCUUAGUUACACACACACACACACACACACACACACACACACACACACACACACACACACACACACACACACACACACACACACAACAUGUCACAUAUGUAUCCCAUUCCUUGUGUUUACAUUGUCAAUAGCAUUGCUUUAUGUUACAUUCUCAUUUGUCAAUACCAAGUUUACCUCGUUUAAACACACACACACACACACACUGUGGAGUAUUUUGCUCUUUGCCACCACAGUCCCUGGGUGUGUCGUCCGUUCCCAUAGUCCGUGUGUGUGUGUGUGUGUGUGUGUGUGUGUGUGUGUGUGUGUGUGUGUGUGUGUGUGUUCUACACUGGAUCAUUGUUUAUUUUAGUUUUGAGAUAAAUCCCCAGAAUGUUACUAAUGCACAGAUGCUCAGUAAAGCUUUAUAAAGAUGCACACACACAGACAGACAGACACACACACACACACACACACACACACACACACACACACACACACACACACACUUGUAAGUCCACAAGGCAUGGGAAACCAACACCAUUAUGUUAAAUAUUGUAGAUGCACAAAGCACCUACACACUCCGCUGACUGCUCAUCCCAUUGGUGUGUGUUGUGUUUCCUUUCCUGUCCCUACAAGUGAGCACUCUUUCACUGCUGCAUCCCUUGUUCUCUCUAUCUCUCUUUCUCUCUCUCUCUGUCCCCUGUGUACCUGUGGAAGCUGUUGUCCACACCCUGGUCCAUAUCACUGUGCAGAUAACGCCCCUCUUCUGUGAUUGGUCAGAGAGCCAGAUGCAUUGUGGUCCAUCAGCGUAGCUCUGUGGCUGACGUGACGCGCCGUGAGAAUGUUAUUGUUUCAAGUGCCACUUUAGAUCGGAAGUAUUGAUUUUAAUUAUUUCAUUUUAAGCUGUCAAACAUUCAGAAUGAUUAACAAAGGUUGAAAAGACCAUACAAAGAGUUUUAUUAUGGUAAGAGAUUUAUUACAGAUUGUUUUAGCUAAGUAGAUUUGCUUUGUUAUUUCUGCAGGAAACAUGCAUUUUGAUUUAACAAAACGUUGAGUCUGAAGAGAGAUGAAUGUGGAACUCUGUUACUCUUUAUAUUGUAUUGAAAUGAAGACGACUUCUCCCAACCCAGAUGGAAUAUUCUAGAAUUCCCGAUCCAGAUGGAAUAUUCUAAAUUUCCCGAUCCAGACGGAAUAUUCCAGAUUUCCUUUUGGUUUUCUGACCUCAUGUCUGCUCAGUCCGGAUAACGGUGUUGAGAGAUAUUUGCCUUCGCUACUUGUCAACUCACCUGUUUAUUUUGGGCCGUAGUCAAAUCAUAUGUACAUUCCUGUGGAGGGUGACCUAAUAUCUAAGUAUUUAUGUGUUAUUUAAGCCUUAAUAAAUGCUCUUGCAAGAUAUACUUUAAAA
This is a messenger RNA of Sardina pilchardus (European sardine), 3381 nucleotides long. It is a transcript of the gene bscl2, whose product is annotated as BSCL2 lipid droplet biogenesis associated, seipin. Gene Ontology annotation, biological process: lipid droplet organization; lipid storage. The transcript has 12 exons. The coding region runs from base 444 to 1616 and encodes 390 amino acids. The record is from RefSeq and is a predicted model, not a curated record. Gene Ontology annotation, cellular component: endoplasmic reticulum membrane. Lineage: Eukaryota; Metazoa; Chordata; Actinopteri; Clupeiformes; Clupeidae.